AUGAGUUUCAACCUAGUCGGUGCAUUCAGAGGGCUUUCUCUGCGCUCGGGCUCAAGCUCAAGCUCAAUCUCAUCAUCGUCCUCCUUCUUCAGGGGCGAUUUGGGUUCGUUGCAAGUGGGUCCCAAGCUGUCAUUAGUGUCAAACCCCCAAAGAUUGGACUUGAAUAUUCAAAACGCGCACAAGAAAGGAGCUGGGAGUACCAAGAACGGUGGCGAUUCCCCAGGCCAAAGGCUUGGCAUCAAGAUUUUGGGUGACCAGGCUGCUAAGGCUGGCUCCAUUAUUGUACGCCAGCGUGGCACCAAGUGCGUGAAGCUUUAG
Prunus persica (peach) is the source of this 318-nucleotide messenger RNA. Its product is annotated as 50S ribosomal protein L27, chloroplastic. Gene Ontology annotation, biological process: translation. Lineage: Eukaryota; Viridiplantae; Streptophyta; Magnoliopsida; Rosales; Rosaceae. Bases 1 to 318 code for a protein of 105 amino acids. The transcript is spliced from 2 exons. The record is from RefSeq and is a predicted model, not a curated record. Gene Ontology annotation, molecular function: structural constituent of ribosome. Gene Ontology annotation, cellular component: ribosome.